CAGAUUUACUUACUACCAAUUGUCGGUCUUUAGGCCCAUCCCCCUCAUUAAUGCCUUGCCUUUUAAGCACUCUUUCCUUCCUCGCUCUUCCAAACUUUACACUUCUAUACCUCUCCCUGUCCCUUCCCUGUCCUGUCAUUCUUGUUCGUGUCCAUCUCCAUCUCCCCAGCACAGGAGAGCAUGCCUGAAUGUCCACGGAGAGAGUUCUCCAAAAGAAACUUUCUCCAAAGGGAUCUGAUUGCGUUUCUUUGUUCUACUCCUUUUGCUUGAAAGGUUAAUCAAGAGAUAAACAAUGGACUAGUAUAUUUUUCUAGUUCUAGUGGUUUAAAUUCUACCAUUGUGCUUUGCAUCAAACUGGACUCUCAAGAUUUCCCCUCUUCAAUCCCAUGCAACAAACCCUAAGUGGCAACUCUGCCUGUUGGACUUCCACCAGGGAGAGACUCGAUGAGAUCGGCAAGAAGAUCAAGCGAGAGCCGGGCACAGCCGUCAUCGCCGCCGCCGCCUCUGCCUCCACCGCACCGGCCGACAACCGCGUCCCCCGCCGGCUCGGCCUCGGCGAAGCCCUGAACACCGUGACCCCGUGCGCCGCGUGCAAGCUCCUGCGCCGCCGCUGCGCGCAGGAGUGCCCCUUCGCCCCCUACUUCUCGCCGCACGAGCCCCACAAGUUCGCUGCCGUCCACAAGGUCUUCGGCGCCAGCAACGUCUCCAAGAUGCUCUUGGAGGUGGCGGAGGCGGAGAGGGCGGACGCGGCGAGCAGCCUGGUGUACGAGGCCAACCUCCGGCUGCGGGACCCGGUGUACGGCUGCAUGGGCGCCAUCUCCCUGCUGCAGCAGCAGGUGAACGCGCUGGAAGCCGAGCUGGAGGCGGUCAGGGCCGAGAUCUUCAAACACAGGUACCGGCAGGCCUGCGCCGGCGCCGGCGCGGGUCUCAUGGACAACGCCGCGCAAACCGCUGCCGGCUUCGUCGCUUCCGCGCCGCCUGUGCACGCUGGGGACGUGGUGUCGGUGGUGGAGGGUGGCCAAGAGGUCGCAGCCGCGGUCGGUGCUCCGGGGAUGUCGGCGUCGUCUGCGGUGUACGUUGCCGAAGCCGAACAACCCUCAAGUACUACUGAUCACUAUGGCUCCCUUAACACAAGUGAGCAUGCUGCAUACUUUGGUUGACAUGCAUGGAUUUAUUUAACAUUUGGUGAGAUGAAAAUUAAACCGGCCGGGAGAAUAAACCGUGUGCAAGU
This is a messenger RNA of Phragmites australis (common reed), 1231 nucleotides long. RefSeq names its product LOB domain-containing protein 15-like. The transcript has 3 exons. The record is from RefSeq and is a predicted model, not a curated record. NCBI's taxonomy places the organism in Eukaryota, Viridiplantae, Streptophyta, Magnoliopsida, Poales, Poaceae. The coding region runs from base 387 to 1160 and encodes 257 amino acids.